Messenger RNA from Gaeumannomyces tritici R3-111a-1, 1050 nucleotides. RefSeq lists its product as hypothetical. The record is from RefSeq and is a predicted model, not a curated record. NCBI's taxonomy places the organism in Eukaryota, Fungi, Ascomycota, Sordariomycetes, Magnaporthales, Magnaporthaceae. Gene Ontology annotation, molecular function: nucleic acid binding. The transcript has a single exon. Bases 10 to 921 code for a protein of 303 amino acids.
CGUCCAUGAAUGUUGGCACCCUCCUUGCCCCUCUCACCGCUGACCAAGAGGUCCCGAAGGAAUACUGUGUCACCAUCUUUGGGCGGGCGAAUUGUAAACAUGGAUCGCCGCCACGAUGAUGCCGACGACGCUAGUGCCGUCGACGACGAUGGCCUCGACGACGGCGUCCCGCUCCACCGCAAAAAGCCAUUCGGGAGCGGCAUCUCGAUGCGCCCCAUCAAGUUCGUACCUGCAUCCACCCCCACUUCGUCGGCCGAUGGCGCUGCUGCUGCCUCGCAGGAGGUGGGCUCUGGCCAAUCCGCCGCCGAGCUGUACCUGAGCAUUGUGAUGAAGUCAUCAAAGCCAGGGGUAGCAGCAGGAGGGCGGCCACCAACAACUGGAGCCGGAGCUGCUGCUGCGCGUGAAGGAGCAGCAGCAGCUGGCGACAACCCGCCGUCGUCGGUCGCUGUUGAAAUGUGCGACGUGUGCAAGCUGCCCAUCGCCAGCACCGACGACGACGACGAUGAGGAGGCCGCUCCCGCCACCACCCUCCGCCAGAGGCACGAGGCCUCCCUGGCCCACCAGGUGAGCCUCGCGCACUCUCACCCGCCCUCGGCCCUGGACCGGUCCCGCAUGGGGCUGGCCGUGCUGCAGUCGUACGGCUGGGACCCGGACUCGCGGAAGGGGCUGGGGGCCGAGUCCCAGGGCAUCGCGGUCCCGCUCAAGCCCAGGCCCCGCGAGGACAGGCUGGGGAUCGGCGCCGACGGCGCGGCGGCAGUAAAAAAGGCCGGAGGGUCGGCCGCGCCCAAGAGGAAACCCGACCUUCUCGACGCCGGCAAGGUGCGAAAGAAGGCCGAGGAGGACAGGAAGAAGGCGGAGCGGCUGCGUCAGCAAAUGUUCGGCAACGUCGACUUGGAGAAGUACCUCGGGCCCGCCGUCUAAUGUCGAGGCUCUCAUGCAGGAUAAAUACGGUAAUAUGGUAUGCUUAGAUAGAGUUCAUCACAGCCCCAUGAAAUACGAAAACACGCACAAUUUCUAACCAUCCAAAUUCUAAUCUUAUCUCAUCAUCUC